AUAUUAUUUCGCAAUUUUUUCCUUAUAUUUGGGUUUUACAGAUAUGCAUAUAUUAUAUGUUUUUCAGGGUUAAGAUGUGAUUGAAAAUGAGCAUGAUAUCAGCGGCCUGUGAUUUUGCUCAGAUCUUGAAAAACUUGUUUUCCUCAGCAGAAGAUAAUCUUUAAUCUUUGACUUCUUGUGGUCGAGCAGCGUUUGUGUUUGUUUGAAUGUUGUACCUGUAGGAGGAGGAGGAGGAGGAGGAGUGGCAGCACAGGUGCACUGGUUAUUCUUGUUGGGCUGGAAGAGGGAGGAGAUGAAGAGGAGGAACUCUGAGGACGGCAUGGCAACACAGAGCUUUAUAAAGGCGGAGGCACACCCAGCCGGCGGCCUCAGUUCAGCUCCACUCUCUGACGGCAGCGCCUCCGGUAGCCAUGCUCAGCCUCAUCAGGUUACCACGAGUCUUCACCAUCAACCAGGUGCCCAAAGUUUUCCAUGAGGACGGUAUCAUCUCUGGGUACCGACAUCCUCGCAGCUCAGCCACAGACUGCAUCCUCAGCCUCUUCCAGAUGACCAACGAGACGCUCAACAUCUGGACUCACUUUCUGCCCACCUGGUAUUUCUUCUGGAAGCUGGUGACGGUGGUGCUGAUGCAGACUCCCUGGCAGAACUCCUUCGUCUGGCCGCUGGUCGUCUUCCUGCUCUCCUGCUGCAUCUACCCGCUGGCGUCCAGCUGUGCUCACACCUUCAGCACCAUGUCGGCUCGGGCCCGACACAUCUGCUUCUUCUUUGACUACGGCGCCCUCAGUUUCUACAGUUUGGGUUCAGCGAUCAUCUACUCGGCUUACGUUUUCCCUGAUAAAUGGGUGAGCAGCUCCUUCCACCGGUGGUACGUCCCCAUCGCUGUGUUCAACACCGUCAUCUGCACCUUCCUGGCCUGUUACUCCAGAUUCCCUGAAUACUGGAGCCCAAACUUCAGCAAACUCCUGCGUGUGGCGGCCUUCGCCUACCCCUACCUGUUCGACAACAUUCCUCUGUUCUACAGGGUUUUCCUCUGUGUAGGAGAAGGCUGCACUGAUAACGGUACCAACAUCCUCCACUACAAACACAUCGCCUUGGCUUUCCUCACCGCCUUUCUGUUCGCCACUCAUCUACCUGAGCGUCUGGCACCCGGCAGCUUCGACUACAUCGGUCACAGCCACCAGCUCUUCCACAUCUGCGGAAUCCUGGGCACCCACUUCCAGAUGCAGGCCAUGGAGCAGGACAUGGUGGCACGGCGGCCCUGGCUCGUCCAGAACUCAUUUCCCAUCACAUUUGCCAACUCGGGAGGUCCGGCACUGCUUUGUGUGCUGCUCAAUUUGGCCAUCAUCGCCCUCUUCAGUCUGCCUCUCCUCUCUGCUCCCGUCUGCAAAGAAAAAGAUCAUGGGAAAGGUCCAAAGAAGGCCUCAGCCAAACCCCAGCCUUGCUGCUGAGGGGAACCAGCUCAUCACAGGACAUCCAGACGACUGAAGAGAGGCAUUAUGGGUAAUAUGAAAACACUGCUCAGAGUACUACUGAGCUAUGAGGAGCUGCUGUCAUGUUUAAGUGAAUUUUGACUGUAUUGGAUGUAAGUUGUACAAACUUACAAUAGAAAUUUAACAGAACAUUUGUUACCACAAUAUGUAAUGAAUCUAAAUGUUUCUAAGGAAACUACAUAAAGCUACAAAUGUAGCAUCUUAGCUACAUUUAGCUACGAUUUUGAGGAUUUGUUUUUUUUAAUAUGUUCCAUUCUUUGAUUUCCACACAUGUGGUGUAUGAAAAGACUUCAGGGAAUAGAAACUGUGUAGAAUUUUAAUUUCUCUGUCAAUUUAAAAUGUUUAUACUAAAUUAAGACACUGUACCUUUUUAUAUUUCUAAUGAUUGCACACAGCUUAUGAAAGGAGACGCCGCUCACAUGAAUAAAACAAAUGAAGCGCUUUUGAUGAUGAAUGUUGGAUGUUUUUGCUUUUGAGUUUGUGCUGCCUGCAAAUUAACAAGUAAAUACACGGAAGCUUUAUUGACUAAUAAUGUAUGAUUUCAUGUUUUCAGAGUAAUUUAUUUCUCUCAGAUGAUUUAUGUUUGUGUCCCAGUAGAUGCUGUUACAACAUCCGUUAAUGCAAAACUGAAAGUAUUUAAGUACAAAGUUAUUUAUUAUGAGCUUUUAAAAUAAACUAUGAACCAAAC
Acanthochromis polyacanthus (spiny chromis) is the source of this 2178-nucleotide messenger RNA. It is a transcript of the gene paqr5b, whose product is annotated as progestin and adipoQ receptor family member Vb. The transcript has 7 exons. The record is from RefSeq and is a predicted model, not a curated record. Gene Ontology annotation, cellular component: membrane. The coding region runs from base 411 to 1448 and encodes 345 amino acids. Gene Ontology annotation, molecular function: signaling receptor activity. Lineage: Eukaryota; Metazoa; Chordata; Actinopteri; Pomacentridae.